Acytostelium subglobosum LB1 is the source of this 1110-nucleotide messenger RNA. RefSeq lists its product as hypothetical. Lineage: Eukaryota; Evosea; Eumycetozoa; Acytosteliales; Acytosteliaceae. The record is from RefSeq and is a predicted model, not a curated record. Gene Ontology annotation, biological process: medium-chain fatty acid biosynthetic process; medium-chain fatty acid catabolic process. Gene Ontology annotation, molecular function: acetylesterase activity; monoacylglycerol lipase activity. The transcript has 4 exons. Bases 1 to 1110 code for a protein of 369 amino acids.
AUGUCACAAAUUAAACUGUAUUUUGACGAGACCAAUGAGGAGCAUCUCAACAGAUUGGAAUUUUGUCCAUCCUUGUACAGGAAGUCUGAUUAUGAAGUUGAGAGCAAGGAUGAUGUUGAUGCACCAUCGGUAGAGAAUGCCGCAACCUAUGACCCUCCAUACUACUUAUACAACCCACAUGUUAUGGUCUACUACUCAACCUACAAGAUCAAGAGAUUGAAUUUGAAAAGAAAUAGAGAGGAUGUCGUUAAUCCAGUAGAUGGUGGUACUGUAUCACUUGAUUGGUUCGACUUUGGAAAUGAAUUUGCCGAGGACACUCCAACUAUCUUGGUAUGUCAUGGAUUGACGGGUGGUUCCCACGAGCCCUAUAUCCAAUACCUUGCUCAUCAUGCCUACGAGUCCAAAGGAUAUCGCACAGUAGUGUUCAACAACAGAGGAUGUGCUGGAAACAAAGUUACUGCUGAUGUUGGAUACUGUGGCACCAAGAUUGAUGAUAUGGAGUUGGUCAUUGAGAAGAUUAAGGCCAAGAUACCAAAUGCACCAUUGUUUGUUGUUGGAUUCAGCUUUGGAUCAGUGAUCAUGGUCAACUACUUGAGUGCUCACGGACAUGACUCUCCAUUUUUGGCUCAUGUUUCAAUCUCAAACCCAUUCUGUUUGUACGAGAGCCAGAAGCACUUGAGCAACUCAUUCCUUGGAGGAUACAUCUAUGGUCAGGGAUUGGCAACCAGCAUCAAGAAGUUGUUCUACAAGUUUGGUGAUAGAAUUGACAAGUAUGCCACAAAGGAGCAGAUCCAAGCUGCCAAGUAUACCUACGAACUCGAUGAGUUGGUAACACACAAGAUGUUUGGAUAUGAGUCAGCCAAGCACUACUACUUGGAAGCAAGCACAAACAAACAUAUUCCAAAGUUGAACAAACCUAUCCUGUUCAUCAAUGCUGAGGAUGAUCCAUUGUACAAUAUAUCGACACUUCCAUUUGGAGAGAUCAAGAACAAUCCAAACACUAUAAUGGCAAUGUCCAAGAGAGGAAGUCAUCUGGGCUUCAUCAGUUACACUGAUUGGAAGUCAUGGUCUGAUAGGGCCACCGUGGAGUACCUCUCUACAUUCUUGUAA